AUAAUGUGAUUUUGUGGUCAGAAAUUUGAGUCGUAGAAAUAAUUUUUCAAUAUACAGAUAGAUUCUUCAAUUCUCGCACGUUUCGUUCGUCAAGUCCUUUUAUAGAUAAAUUAGGAUAUUUUUUAAUUUUUAUGCUGAUAAUAUAUGUCUGUUGAAGUAUUAGGAGUUGAAUGGUCAGAGUUUGAAAAGUAAUGUUAAAUUUGAGAUUCUGAGGCGAGUUUUAUAAAAUUAAGACAAUCUUUGGGUAUAAAAGGUAAAUUUUACAGUGUUUUUUAUUCAUUCGCGUGCGAGCUAAUCGCGAAUUGGUUUUACGCGUGCCGCCGCUCUCCGUCGACGACGACGACGACGACGGCCAUCGCGGUUCGAAUCUCUCGUUGGAUCCCCGUGCGGCCUUCGCCGAUACUUCUUCACUGCCAAAACUGCAGAUAAAGCGGCAUAGGAGCCGGAAGAGUAGUGUCUGUCGGCUUCUCGAUCGGUUCUUCGCUCAGUCAACGCGGUCGGAGAUCGAGGGUUCCCGUGCGAGGCUCGGUAGAUCCGAGGAAUAUCGGCUUGCGAGAUAUCAGAUCGGUGCCCGAAUCGGCGAUUUCUCGCUAUUGGAGCCGAUCGAUCAGGCAAUAUAUUUGUGAAGCUAUUGGAAGAGGAAUAGAAGUUUUAACAGGAAGUGUAAGGAAGAGCAGAAAUGGCACCCGGCAUUAGAAAGGCUCUGGGGACAGUGAAGGACCAGACCAGCAUUGGCCUGGCCAAGGUUUCAAGCAACAUAGCGCCGGAACUUGAUGUGGCUAUAGUGAAGGCCACCAGCCAUGAUGAUGAACCUGCUAGCGAAAAGCACCUGCGUGAGAUUCUGAACUUGACAUCCUACUCUAGGGGCUAUGUCAGUGCCUGUAUAGCAACUGUUUCUAGGCGACUUGGUAAGACUCGUGAUUGGGUCGUGGCCUUGAAGGCCCUUGUGCUUGUUCAUCGUCUUCUCACAGAUGGUGACGCUGCAUUCCAACAUGAGAUUCUCUAUGCAACCCGAAGAGGGACGCGACUUCUAAACAUGUCUGAUUUCCGCGAUGAGGCACACUCUAAUUCCUGGGAUCAUUCUGCUUUUGUUCGCACAUAUGCUGCCUAUCUGGAUCAGCGUUUGGAGUACAUAAUGUAUGAAAGAAAACAAGGAGGGGGCAUCAGUCGCACAAAUGAAUUCGGAACAGACCGCCAAAGUCGAUCUGAGUAUGGUGAUCAUGAUCCUUAUGCGUAUGGAAGUUAUGGAAGAUCCUCCUACUCAUCUUCUCCGCGCAAUGGAAGAGACACAUAUGAAGAACAUGGGGAAGAGAAGAAGCCAUCAACACCACUUAGGGACAUGAAGCCAGAGAGGCUGUUGAGCAAGAUGCAGCACUCGCAACAAUUGCUUGAUCGAGUCCUUGCCUGCCGUCCCACGGGCAAUGCAAAACACAGCAGGAUGAUUCUUGUUGCUCUCUACCCUAUUGUCAGGGAGAGCUUCCAGCUCUAUGCUGAUAUAUGUGAGAUUCUGGCCAUCCUUCUAGACCGCUUCUUUGACAUGGAAUACCCAGACUGUAUCAAAUCAUUUGAAGCAUAUGCCAGUGCCGCAAAGCAGAUCGAUGCUCUCUGUGCCUUCUAUGCGUGGUGCAAGGAUACAGGAGUGGCCAGGUCGUCGGAGUAUCCAGAGGUGCAACGCAUUACUGACAAGCUUCUGGAGACACUGGAAGUAUUUGUGAGGGAUAGAGGGAGGAAGCCAAGGAGCCCUCCUCGAGUGGCAGUCACUGCACCUGCAGUGGUGGUUGAAGCGGAGCAAGAACUGAACAGCAUCAAAGCUCUCCCUGCACCCUCUGACUAUAAGGAUGAUGACCCAGAGCCAGCAAAUCCGAUUGUCGAACCAGUCAAGCAGCAGCCACCACCACAACAACCUGACCUGGUGGAUCUCCGGGAGGACGGUGUGACUGCCGAUGACCAGUCUAAUACACUAGCAUUAGCCCUUUUCCAGGCACCGGCGGCAGCCAAUGGUGCAAAUGGUUCAUGGGAAGCAUUCCCUUCUACUGAUGGGGAUUCUGGAGUGAGCUCCGCCUGGCAAAAUCCUGCAGCAGAGACCGGAAAAGCCGACUGGGAACUCACCCUCGUGGAGACUGCCAGCAACCUGUCAAAGCAGAAGGCCAUGAUGGCUGGAGGAUUGGAUCCAUUACUACUGAAUGGCAUGUACGACCAAGGCACUGUGAAGCAGCAAGUAAAUGCCCAGGUGAGCAGUGGGAGCUCAAGCAGUGUGGCCUUGCCAGCACCCGGACGAGGCACUGCACCGGUACUUGCUCUUCCGGCGCCCAACGGCACCAUGCAGACUGUCGGGCAGGAUCCAUUCACAGCAUCCCUUGGUGUCCCUCCACCUUCCUAUGUUCAGAUGGCCGAGAUUGAGAAGAAACAGCAUUUGCUGGUGCAGGAGCAGGUCAUGUGGCACCAGUACGCCAACAAUGGAAUGCAGGGCCAGACCAGCUUGGCCAAGCUGAGCAACAAUACCAUGCCGAACUCAGUGGUGAUGCCCUAUGGGAUGCCACCGGCCGCCUACAAUGCUGCCGGCGGCGGAUACUACUAUCCAAACUAUUGAAAAAUUGAAACUUGUUUUUUCUUUCCCCUUGAGUCUGUAUUUUGCUUCAGCUCAGCCUCUUCAUCACAGUGCUUUUUAUCCUCUCGUUUAUAAUGUGUAUUAAUUAUUGUGUUUGUUAUAUGAAUCUAGAUCUGUGACAUAUCUAUUCCAAACUGGUGACAAUUUAGAUGCUAUCAUUUUAAUCAUGUCAUUUGUGUUUGAAAUAAUAUAAAAUUUUCCAUGUA
This is a messenger RNA of Zingiber officinale, 2814 nucleotides long. Its product is annotated as probable clathrin assembly protein At4g32285. Gene Ontology annotation, cellular component: clathrin-coated pit; clathrin-coated vesicle. Gene Ontology annotation, molecular function: phosphatidylinositol-4,5-bisphosphate binding; clathrin heavy chain binding; 1-phosphatidylinositol binding. The coding region runs from base 680 to 2590 and encodes 636 amino acids. Lineage: Eukaryota; Viridiplantae; Streptophyta; Magnoliopsida; Zingiberales; Zingiberaceae. The record is from RefSeq and is a predicted model, not a curated record. The transcript has 2 exons. Gene Ontology annotation, biological process: clathrin coat assembly; clathrin-dependent endocytosis; vesicle budding from membrane.